Molecule: messenger RNA, 2545 nt
Organism: Acyrthosiphon pisum (pea aphid)
Lineage: Eukaryota; Metazoa; Arthropoda; Insecta; Hemiptera; Aphididae
Product: ubiquitin-conjugating enzyme E2 Q2
Exons: 8
Coding region: 930-2093 (387 amino acids)
Source: RefSeq, a predicted model, not a curated record
CUACAGCCACCUCCGGGCGCCGAACUCAACCAACGGAUGACAACAACCUCAACCAAAAAAAACCACCGCAAAGGCGCCACCACCGCUUCACCGACACGGCUCUACCGCUGUACCAAAGUACCAGACCAUCACCAUCUCCAAUCACCGUCGUCACCGCCGCCGUAGUCCGUCCGCUAGGCACCAGUACGCGCGGCAGCGGCUGUCCAUCACUCCAUCUGAUCGCGAACGGAAUAUAAUUUUUUUAUUUUUCCCCGAAAGGACAAUAAUAAUAAUACGCGGCGGCGGUACGUAUACACCAUAGAUUAAAGAAUACACUCUCACACACUUACAAUAAUAAUAUACAUAUAUAGAAGUACAUACAUACCUACACUCUCGCACGAAUAAUAUAUUACGUUCCUUUAUCUCUUCUCCACGUUUUUCUCAUUUUUGUUAUUGUUUGGUUUUUUUUUCCGUUCCCGGACACAGACGGUCGCGUUAAAAAAGUAUAUUAUUAUUAUCAUCUGCAGCUCGUACCACCACCACCACCACCGUAGUAAUAUUGUUGACUGUUGUUACACAUACUCUGACAUACGCCGUAGUCGUGUGCACAUUUCCAAGUGUUCAACGCUUAACGUCGUCAGCGGUCCAUUCGUCGUCGUCGCUGAAGUAUCAUCAUCACUGUCUUUGCCGCCGCCGCCGCAUCACGCGCCAACCGAUACACGACCGCCAGGACAGUAUAAUAUUGCCGCCAUCGUGAUUUGUGUUCACCGUUUACUAUCUCCGUCGCACUGACCACUUCUUCCGGACAACGUGCGCCCUUGUGUAAACGGACCCUUUCGCGAACCUGACAUGGUCCACGACCACGUCGUCCGUCCGGCCUUCCAGGCCGCGGUGCCCCUCGCCUAAUUCAGUCAAUAGAUCGUCGUGAUCCUCGCGACCAGUAGUUGUCGAUGCUCACAAUGGCUUGCCUGAACGUGUUGAAACAGGAGAUCAAAGUGAUCGAGUCGACGUUCCCCAAGAACCAUGACCGGUUCCAAGUGCAUGCGGCCACCGUUGACGAGGUAAUAUGCAAGUUCGUCGGCCCCACUGGGCGACAGUUUGAGAUCAUCGGUAACAUCACGGAGACAUAUCCUGGCACUCCACCCGUCUGGUUUGCUGAUACCGACGACUGUAAGGUGACCAAUGCUAUCGAAAAGCUAGGUCAGACUACUGGACUCAAUAAUCAUGUCAUUAAUCAAGUUGGAAUAUUGAUUAGCGAAUUGUGCCGUACAUAUUGUUUAUCUGAACCGUCCGAGUUACAAAGACUGAUACAAAUGCCCUCCAGUUCCGGGGCAUCAACUUCUACCUCCUGCUCUAGCAAACUUACAGAUGAAGAAGAUGACGAUGAUGAUGACGAAGAAGAAGUUGAAGAAUAUAUUCAACUUGAAAUGGAAGAAUCUACCCCUGAAUCUACCAAAAAACAAGUUGAUGAUAUGGAAAUUCAACACUUGGAAACUUUAGAAAGAUUACGUCAAAAUCAACGUCAGGAUUACUUAAAAGGGGCUGUAACUGGAUCUGUCCAAGCUACUGAUCGUCUUAUGAAAGAGCUUAGAGAUAUAUACAGAUCUGAUAGUUUCAAAAAAGGAAUGUAUAGUGUGGAUCUAGUUUGCGACAGCAUCUAUGAGUGGAAUAUAAAAUUGAUGACAGUUGAUCCAGAUUCUUCUUUAUAUCAUGAUUUGCAAAAGUUAAAGGAGAAAGAAGGAAAAGACUUUGUUCUAUUAAAUAUUACAUUCAAAGAGACAUAUCCCUUUGAGCCACCAUUUGUGCGCGUAGUUCAUCCCAUCAUACAAGGUGGUUAUGUCCUAGUUGGGGGUGCAAUAUGCAUGGAAUUGCUGACCAAACAAGGGUGGAGCUCAGCAUACACUGUUGAAGCGGUGAUUAUGCAAAUUGCAGCUACUUUGGUUAAAGGAAAAGCAAGAAUACAGUUUGGUGUUCCAAAAACAAUGAACCAGGUAUCCCAUGCAACAUAUCCAGUAGGUCAGUACUCUCUAGCCAGAGCACAGCAAUCUUUUAAAUCUCUUGUGCAAAUACAUGAAAAAAAUGGUUGGUUUACCCCUCCUAAAGAAGAUGGUUAAAUAACAGUCGAACACAACCUAAACUUUUCAUUCCUAAAAAAAAACCUAAUAAAGUACAUGUCUCAUAUGUAAAAAAAAAACACGUCUAUCUUGUUUACAGUAUAAUAUUUACGUUACUUUUAUUAUUUUGUUUAGUUUCUUUGUAUAAUUAUAGGAAAUAUAACUUUUAUACUUUUAAAUUUGGUAACCUAAUUCUAUCCAAUUUUUGAAUACUGUUCCGGCUGCCAGCUGGGCUAUUUGACCCGUGACAUUAUUUUACUGACACACGUCAAAUAUAAAUACAUGGGUUAUUAUUAUAUAUUUUUUUUUAAUACUGAUUCUUAAAUUAUUUUAUGAGUUCAGAGUUCAAUUUUUUUUUUGUGUAUUUAUUAAAUUGUGAUUAAUUUUUAUGUUACUAAUUACGGUUUUUUUAAAUAUCAAUAAAUGACACACAUCAAAUGUGUUUAAAGGAA